Molecule: messenger RNA, 3809 nt
Organism: Mesocricetus auratus (golden hamster)
Lineage: Eukaryota; Metazoa; Chordata; Mammalia; Rodentia; Cricetidae
Gene: Dennd6b
Product: DENN domain containing 6B
Exons: 20
Coding region: 1363-2868 (501 amino acids)
Cellular component (GO): recycling endosome
Molecular function (GO): guanyl-nucleotide exchange factor activity
Source: RefSeq, a predicted model, not a curated record
UUCCACGGCCUGAACCUCUCCAGACGCCCCUCCUCUCCGGACGUCCCUCCUCUCCCCGGUGCCCCACCUCCCCCCACGCUCCUCCCUUCCCUCGCCUGCACCCCUGCGGCUCCUUUCCUCCCAGCCAAGUCUCUACGCUGCGCGCCCACCCUCCAGGAAGCAGGUCGCGUGGCCUCCUGGCCUGUAGCCUUCCUGCUUGGUCUAGGGUCCUCUUAGGCGCCUCUCUGAAUACUUUGUAACUUCAGGCUCACCUUUUCCCCACUUCCUUGGACUAAUGACUAAUUUAGCGACCUCCUCUUUCCUAACCCUCUUUCCUAUUGCCUGACACCCGGGGCCAAGGAAGGGACAGUCUCCAAGGCCUCCAAUGUAUCUUCCACAACGUCUUCCGUGGAGGCAAAAAUAUCUCCUGCCCUAAAUUGCUCAAGCCGGAGUCUUAGGGUCCGUGCCCCUCCAGAUUUCACUUUGGGUCUGCUACAGUCUCCAAUGUCACCCAUAGUUUGUUUCUGAUUUUCCUGCUGAGAAUCCUGCCUCUUUCACUUAGAAUCAGAUCCAGACCCUGUGAGGCCCUCCCUGCUUGGCCCCUCCGUUUUGAGCUCUUCUCAUCCUUUGGCAUCUGGUCACCAGCUGUGUGCAGCUAGCUGGGCGGGGCCUUGAGCUUUUGAUGUGGUCUUUCUGUGGCAUGAAGGCCUCCAUCCCACCUACGCAUAAAAGGCAGCUUCCCUUCUUGAUAAGAUGAAAAUAUCAGCCAGGCAUAAUGGUGCAUGCAAACCCUAGCAUUUGGGAGACUGAGGCAGGAUCAUGAACUGGAAGCUAGCAUGGAUUAUACAGUGAGUUCCAGAGUAGCCCGAGCUUCAGAAUCAGAUGUUGUAUGAAGAAAAAAAAACCGGCUUCGCUGUACUGGAAGUGGAAGCAGGCUGAUAUCUGUGAGUUCAAGGCCAAUUUGGUCAACUGAAUGAGUUCCAGGGCAACCAAGGCUACACAAUGAGACUUUGUCUCAACAAUAACAAAAAAAAAAAAAAAAAGAAAAAAGAAAAGAAAAAGAAAACAAGCAAAAACAGCCAGAAAGAUGAAGAGGAGGAGGAAGAAAAUGUGUUAGACUCAGUGAGGCUUUUGGCAGGUCCAGUCAAGAUGUCUGUUCUAAACGGCCCUGACACAAACCAGGGAACUGACCAUCACAGGAGGUCCACUGUAGAUGACAAUGUCUCAGAGGGACCUGUGGGAGCCUGAGAGGCUGUGAAUGUAGCUGAGCUAGUCUACCCGAGUGACUUCCAGCUCACAGACAAGGAGAAAAGCAGCAUCUGCUACCUGUCCUUUCCAGACUCCCAUUCAGGAUGUCUUGGAGACACUCAGUUCAGUUUCCGUAUGCGUCAGUGUGGAGGACAGAGGAGCCUCUGGCAUGGUGACGACAGGCCUUAUAACAGCAAGGCCCCCUUGGCCCUACAGAGAGAGCCAGCACACUACCUGGGCUAUGUGUACUUCAGACAGGUGAAGGACAGCUCUGUGAAGAGGGGCUACUUCCAGAAGUCUUUAGUGCUGGUGUCCCGCCUGCCAUUUGUCCGGCUAUUUCAGUCACUCCUAAGCCUGAUCGCCCCUGAAUACUUCGAGAAGCUGGCACCCUGCCUGGAAGCAGUCUGUAAUGAGAUUGACCAAUGGCCAGCUCCUGUGCCUGGGCAGACCCUGAGCCUACCUGUCAUGGGAAUCGUCUUUCAGGUGCGCAUCCCAUCCAGGGUGGACAAGCUGGAAUCCAAUCCUCCAAAGCAGUGUGACCAAGAGAACCUGCUGCCAGCCCCAGUCGUCCUCACUAGUGUCCACGAACUGGAUCUAUUUAGGUGCUUCCGGCCAGUGCUGACCCAUGUGCAGACCCUGUGGGAGCUCAUGCUCCUCGGGGAGCCCCUAGUGGUCCUGGCACCCUCACCUGAUGUGUCUUCAGAGCUGGUGCUAGCCCUGACCAGUUGCCUCCAGCCCCUGAAGUUCUGCUGUGACUUCCGCCCCUACUUCACCAUUCACGACAGCGAGUUCAAGGAGCUCACAACACGAACACAGGCUCCACCAAACGUGGUCCUGGGAGUCACAAACCCUUUCUUUAUCAAAACACUCCAGCACUGGCCUCAUGUCCUCCGAAUUGGGGAGCCCAAGAUGUCAGGGGACCUUCCUAAGCAAGUCAAGCUUAAAAAGCCCUCACGGCUCAAGACCCUCGACACCAAGCCAGGCCUCUACACCUCAUACACUGCCCACCUCCACCGGGACAAAGCACUGCUUAAACGACUGCUCAAGGGUGUACAGAAGAAGAGGCCAUGGGAUGUGCUAAGUGCCCUGCUGAGGCAGCACCUCCUAGAGCUCACACAGAGUUUCAUCAUUCCUCUGGAGCACUACAUGGCCAGCCUCAUGCCACUACAGAAGAGCAUCACACCCUGGAAGAGCCCCCCCCAGAUCUGCCCCUUCCGCCAGGAUGAUUUCCUGCGUAGCCUGGAACAUGCGGGCCCCCAGCUCACCUGCAUUCUCAAGGGCGACUGGCUGGGCCUCUACAGGUGGGAACCAUUGGGCACAGGCUGCUGUGGGUGCCCCACAUAUACAGGCGCUUUUUCAAGUCUCCCCAUUUCGAUGGUUGGUAUCGGCAGCGACACAAAGAGAUGGCCCAGAAGCUGGAAGCUCUGCACCUGGAAGCUAUUUAACAUCGAGGCCUGGAUGAAGGACAAGUCGGAGGUGGAAGUGGUGGACCUCGUCCUGAAACUUCGGGAAAAGCUGGUGCGGGCACAGGGCCAUCAGCUCCCUGUGAAGGAGGUGACACUGCAGCGAGCUCAGCUGUACAUCGAUACAGCCAUUGGCUCCCUGCCCAAGGACCUACAAGCAGUCCUGUGCCCUCCCUAGGACAGAGCCAACUUGUGUGGUCCUGGGGGCCUAAGUCUGCCAAGUUCUCUCUCCAGUGAAGGCAGGCUUCCACCAAGCUGGAGCUCCCAGCCUUGGGCUCCUACCUCGGCUUCAGCCUCACUCCCGGAACCACCUCUGUCCCAGCAGUAAAAAUGACAUUUGGAAUGACAGUCUGGUCCCUGACUAUGGGGGGGUUCUCUGCUGGCACUGCCUCACUCCUUCCUGGGCCCCACCUGUCCUCUGAAGCUGCAGGUGGGAGCGGCCGGUAGAUUUCACUGCUGUAGGUUCCUCUACCACCUGCCCCCUCCUGGCUCCCAUCUGCCCACACUUCAGGAUGCUUUGUGUUGUGGGUCCUUUAGCCCAGCAGGCUUCCCAGCUCAGAACAGGGAGGCAGCUGCCAGGGCCAGGGCCUCUUUACACUCCUCUCAUUCCCUCUUCUGGGCGCGAUGGGUACUUUGCCGAGGCAGCUACUUGAGAGCGCAGAAACUCUUUGUUCUGUGAGGACCUAAAUCUCCUUCCUGCUCUGACUGGUAAGAAUGAGAGAGUGAGGGAUGGUUAUGGGACCUGGCACCCCACUUGGAAAGCAAGCUCGGGCUGUUCAUUGAGGUCCUCACCAUAGUCCUUGUUCCCUUUCUUGGGACCACGCCCCCCCAAACCUGCUCCAGCUUUUCCUCUUGUUUCUGCCCCUCCCCUUAAAGCUUGAAAGCCGUGGGCUGUAGCCUAAUGUUGCAUUCUCUGCUGUCGAGGGUACAGUUGAUCUCUCAGGCCAAGGUAUCUCUUGAAGGUACUGUUCUGUGCUCUUCCAAGGAAAGGGUUAACCUGUGUGAUCCCAGGGGCUAAGUCUGCCAAGCCUUCCUUUCCCUUCAAGGUUCUGUCCUGGCUUCGGCCCUCCUCCCAGAACCACCUUUGUCCCAGCAGUAAAAAUGGCAUUUGGAACCACA